Messenger RNA from Trichosporon asahii var. asahii CBS 2479, 849 nucleotides. RefSeq lists its product as uncharacterized. NCBI's taxonomy places the organism in Eukaryota, Fungi, Basidiomycota, Tremellomycetes, Trichosporonales, Trichosporonaceae. Bases 1 to 849 code for a protein of 282 amino acids. The record is from RefSeq and is a predicted model, not a curated record. The transcript has 2 exons.
AUGUCCACCGACAACGCCGCCAUCACCUCGGCCCCCGCGCCCUGGGCGUGCCGCGCCACUGUGUACUCGGCUGUAUUCUGGGUCUCGGCCUCGCAGGCGUCCUCCCCAAGCUUCAACGAGGCAGCGUACGCCCCGCUCGAGAGGGACGCGCCCUUCGCUACAGACUCGGGCAAGCCCGAGGGAGGCUUGGCGACCGUCAUGCUCGUGCGGUACAAGGACACGCCGGUUGGAUCUUACGACGAAAUGAUGCUUCUCCCGGGCAAGUUCGGCUUCGAGGUCGACAGCAACGGGCGCCGCGUCAAGAAGAGCAAACUGCGCAUCACGCGCAUCUACGUCAGCCAGCGCAACACGACCUGGAACGGCCGAACGAGUCACCUUGCACGAUUCGACUUCCAGGAGCAGGCAGACGGAUCGGCCGACUGCAAGGUGUACCCGCUCGCGGAGCCUUCCGAGACGCCAGUGUUCCAGACGCGGUUCCAGCCCAUGCGCUACGUCCCGGCGAUGCCGAUGAGCACGCGCGCGUACGGAUGGCUCGGGAUCGACCUCGAGAUUGCGCAGCCGCCGCUGCCAGCGGGGCCGUCGGAGGCAACGGAGGCGAUGCUAGCGGCUGCACGCGAGCACGGCGAGGACGCCGCCAAGUCUGAGCUCGCCGGUACCGACAAGUGGUGCUCGUCCACGCCGUACCAGUACUCGAGCGCGACCAAGCUCGGCUGGAUGGAUCUCCGCCAGGCCGACGGCGGCAACUUCAUCCCCGGCGCCGGACGGUGGGCGAUGGCGAUCAAGAUGACGGACACGGAUCUGAGGCUGGGCGAGAGCACCUGGUGGGACCCGCCCCGGAGCAAGCUGUAG